GCAGCGGCAGCAGUCUCCUCCUCCCUGUGUCCUGGCCGGCAGCAGAUAUUUUGCAGCGUUCUAGCGAUGGAGCGGACACACAGUGACCCCAGCACUGCAUAGUGGCCGCCGCGCUACAGCUGCUCCAGCGCCCCCAACACACACCCGCCGCCGCUGCUGUUGGGAGGGAUGCAGGAGGGCGAGGAGCAGCAGCAGGAGGAAAGGCUGAAUGAGUCUGUGGACAAGCCCAAUGCUGUAGUUGAGGAGGGCGCAGGGGCAGCUAUACACGGAGGUACCAGGACUGACUCAGACAGUGUCCAGAGCAACGAUACACCAAGCCCACCGACCUGCAAGAUCUGCUUCCAAGGUCCAGAGCAGGGUGAAUUGCUAAAUCCAUGUCGAUGUGAUGGAUCAGUGAGAUACACACAUCAGCUCUGCCUUUUAAAAUGGAUUAGUGAAAGAGGCUCAUGGACCUGUGAACUUUGUUGCUAUAGAUACCAAGUCAUAGCAAUAAGAAUGAAGAGACCAUGUCAGUGGCAGUGCAUAACUGUUACUCUGGUUGAGAAAGUACAAAUGAUUGCUGUGAUCCUUGGAUCUCUUUUCCUUAUAUCAAGUGUUACAUGGCUUCUAUGGUCAGCAUUUAGCCCACAAGCAGUAUGGCAAAGAAAAGACAUCCUUUUUCAAAUUUGUUACGGAAUGUAUGGGUUCAUGGAUCUUGUUUGCAUAGGUUUAAUAGUCCAUGAAGGAGCAGCUGUGUAUACAGUUUUCAAAAGAUGGAGAGCUGUGAAUCUGGACUGGGAUGUUUUGAAUUAUGACAAAGCAACAGAUAUAGAAGAAAGCAGUAAUGCUGUGCCUUCAACAAGUAGGACAUUGUGGUUGCCAUUGACUGCAUUCAGAUCAAGAACCUUGGUCCAUCCUACACAGUUAAGCUCUCCCAGAUUGCAGUGUGGUUAUGUACUGCUACAUUUGUUUAGUCAGAUGAGGCCUCCACAGGAAGACUCCCCCGAGGACACUCAUUCUGGUGAAGUAGUAAUGAGAGUAACUUCUGUAUAAAGAAUAUGAUCUCUCUGCUAGAAAGAGAAUAACAGAUGUUGUCCAUUAAUGGAUGGUAUUUUGGAACGUUGGUGAAAUUAGCCCAAAGCACUUUUAAAUUAUUUAAAUAUAAAUUCAAACUUUUUUAACUUAAUUCUUUUUUAUAACUGUUCUACUGAAAUGCAAUUUUCUGAUUAAAAUGUAUUUUUCACAA
Xenopus tropicalis (tropical clawed frog) is the source of this 1225-nucleotide messenger RNA. It is a transcript of the gene marchf11, whose product is annotated as membrane associated ring-CH-type finger 11. Lineage: Eukaryota; Metazoa; Chordata; Amphibia; Anura; Pipidae. Gene Ontology annotation, cellular component: endomembrane system. The record is from RefSeq and is a predicted model, not a curated record. Gene Ontology annotation, molecular function: ubiquitin protein ligase activity; zinc ion binding; ubiquitin-protein transferase activity. Gene Ontology annotation, biological process: protein ubiquitination. The transcript has 4 exons. Bases 169 to 1032 code for a protein of 287 amino acids.